Molecule: messenger RNA, 2256 nt
Organism: Thermochaetoides thermophila DSM 1495
Lineage: Eukaryota; Fungi; Ascomycota; Sordariomycetes; Sordariales; Chaetomiaceae
Exons: 3
Coding region: 1-2256 (751 amino acids)
Source: RefSeq, a predicted model, not a curated record
AUGACGUCGACUCUUGGGUUCAGAGUUCCCUCGCCCGUGAUUGUUCCGCGGGCAGCUGAGACUACUGAGGACUGCUCCGAUCCCAGAGCAUGCGAGAAGCCCGUGAGCACAUCCUCCUUAACUGUGCCUAUUACUCUGGGCGUUUGUAUUCCUCUUGUGGCGGCUAUCGCUAUCCUGGUGUACCUCCACAGGAGAAAUAUUCGGCGGCAACGUCAGGAGGAUCUCAACGAUCCGCACAAGUCUCUUGACUUCGGCCUGGGUCCGUCACAAGACUCGACGAAGAACCUAAUUGACAAGGAGAAAGGAGGGCGCUUUGCUCGGCAACAAAUGUCCAUGGACAUGAACUUGACCAGCCCCUAUCUUCUUCCUCCUGAGGUCCACAACUCGCGCGAGUCACUGAACUCUCUCUCUAAGUCGCUGCACGGCGCCGAGGAUCCCUACCGGCCUGUCACGCAGUAUGCCAACAGCGACGUUGCUUCUCUUCGUUCGCCCUCGCGGGCUCAGGACCCCUUUUCUCCUCGUGCGAGCGUCCGCUCAGAUAUGCCACCUCCUUCUCCGGGUCCAUACGGUUACAACUCACCGCCUCGCAAUAAUGGACCGCGAUCUCCAAUUCACCCCCCGGAGCCGAGCCACGCUAGGAGAGAUUUCCAGCGCCCUGGCGAGUUCUCCCCUCCCCCCAGCGCCCCGCCGACCGGGCCGCUGCCGCCGAUUGGCAUGGCGGUGUCGACGCCUCCAGGCCAGGAUGAGAAGUCACCGAUCCAAGAGCCGCCUGCUGCUGCCCAACGGGAUGUCCUGCCGAGGUUAUCGACCUCUCCCCCUCAGCCCAGCCCCGCUGACUCUGGCGUAGCUGUCGACAAUUCGAACGCCCCCAGCAACCCGUUCGAGAAGCCUGAGGCCCAAGAGGUGGAAACGCCAGUCGACUCCCAUGGCGUGGGUUUGGGUCUCUCCACUGAUCCUGAGAAUGCCCGUGCUUCAAUCCAGACGUCCAUGACGUCCAACAGCGGGCCGUCCAGCCCGAUCUUGCCGCCAAAGUCGGAACCUUCCGUGCCAACAGCGCCGAGGAUCGAGGUGGCUGAUGAUGGCUCCGACCAUGGCGAGGACGGCUCUCGCCAAGCCCGUCGCCGCUCAGAUUCCCCUGGCCCCAGAUUCGAUGACCAGGAUGGUGAAGAGCGGAGAGGUCGGACCAUGCAAAGGACGUCUCAGCUCAUUGAGCAGCAACAGCAGGCGCGGAAGAGCCUGGCUGUCCCGCAACAGGACGGUCGUCGCCUGUCGGUCGGCUACCGCCCUCUGCCCCCAGAUGAAAUUCUCGACUCUGAAGAUCCCGAAUACAGGGCCAACCGUAUUCGCUCCUUCUAUAAGGAGUACUUCGAUGAGACGAAGCCCGAGGACAGGCCGCCAGUUCCUCCCGUUCCCCCUCAGCACCAGCAACGGCACCAGCACCAGCAAAGCAACGCUAGCUACUACGAGGACUACGAUCCGGCGUAUGCACCAGACGCCCCAUACUUCGACCCUACCACCAACAGCUUUGUUAUGCCUUUUGCGCAGCCCGUGUCUCGUCGGGCUAUGACACCUCCCCCGUCUGGCAACAGGUUCCCCGGCCCAAGAGGUCCGCCGCAGCGCCCUCGUGCCGGUUCUCAGGCUGGCAUGCGGCUCCCUCCCAACAUCCGUGGCCCCCCGCGUCCCGGCUCUUCCGUGUCCAACCGCCCGCCGAACAACUCGCGGCCGGGCACAGCCAUGUCAGGUAUGCGCUCCGCCUCUGCCAUGUCCGGAGCGAAGCCCAAGAAGCCCAUGCCACCGCCGGCCGAUCUCCAAACUCUGCCCACUCCGGCCAAGCUCACAGACGACACGUCCAUUCUCAACCCUAUCGACUUCGCGCCCCCGGAGACCUUCGCCGAGCGUGCCCGCGGCCGGUCUCAAAGCCCGCUGGGCGAGCGCCGUCCGUACAAGAUGCCCGUGGCUCACUCGCCGCUGGCCAAUGCCUACGAGGAGCUCCCUGCUCUGCCCAGCCCGCACAUGCUCCGCAAGUCCGGCACGUUCACGGCGCUCGACUUCGCGCCGCCGCGCAAGUUUGCCGACGUCGACAACGCUCGCAGCGAGACCGGCUCCAUCCGCAGCAACCACAGCGGUCUGUCCGCGCUUCAGGCCCAGGCACUGCGUGCCGGCGCAGGCCGCGUCAGCCGUCUUCCCGACGACGAGGUCUUCACGCAAGCGGCCAUGGCCGAGAAGCUUAAGCCUCAAUGGGGCAUCCGUGACUAA